AUGCCUGAGAUAGUGGCCUCGAGGAAGCGCCCAGCGCCUUCGAGGACGAAAAAAGGUACCGCUACCGCGGCGAAGAAGGCGCCACCGAGCAAGAAGCGCAAGCUGGAAGUGCCGCGAUCAGAGACCCCGGCCUCUCGCGUGUCGAAGGCGCCAACACUGAAGGCGGCAAGCAGUCAAGGCUCGCCGGCAAACUCUUCGCCCGCGCGUUCCACACGUUCGUACUCCGCCGAAGCGGACGAUGAGCCAUACGGCGACGAAGCGGAUCCAGAUGAGGAUGUAGAAGGAGACGGCGCGGUCUAUUGCAUAUGCCGCAAGCCCGAUAAUGGCACUUUCAUGAUCGGGUGCGAUGGGCCUUGUGAAGACUGGUUCCAUGGCAAGUGCGUGAGUGUUGAGGAGCGCGACAAGGACCUCAUUGACAGGUACAUCUGUCCGAACUGCACGAAAGCGGGAGUUGGGAGAACGGCGUGGAAGAGAGUGUGCAGGCGCAGCGGGUGUAGAAAGCCUGCUAGGGCGAGCAAGGGCAAGAGUGGAAAAGAAGGGAGCAAGUACUGCUCGGAAGAAUGUGGCGUGCUAUACUUCCGCGAGAUGGUGGCACGGACGAGGAACAGAGAGGAUACGGUCAAGAAUCGGAGCAAUAGAAGGAAGAGCAGCCUCGUCAGCACAGACAAGCCGGACAUGGAUGACGAUCUCGGCGCGAAAGGCGGCGUGCUGAGCGCGGGCGAGGUGAAGAGCUUGGUGAACGCUUCCAAGACUGCCGAAGACUUCAAGAAGCUCGGUGAGGGCGUGCUAAGCCCUCCUGCGACGCCAGAUGGCAAAGAGACGGCAGAUCUGGCAUUCACAGAGGCGGAGACUACGGCCCUCGAGCAAAUCCGUCGCUCGAAGGAGGAGGCGCGACGCAGGCAUCAGCUUCUGAAGGAUCGCAUGAAGUUCGUCACCAUGGUCAAGCAAGCCGGGAGCCGCACGGCGACGGAGCGAGAUCUGAAGCCGAAGGAGUACUGUGGCUACGACCCGCGUAUCGAAUGGACGGAGGAGCAGUUUGCUACCUGGCGGGACUCUACGUCUGGUAAACAAGCUUUCGAGCUGGAGACGCUGGCGGUAGAGAAUAGUGGGAAGGAGCAUACUGAUUACGGCGGUGGCCAUGACGUUGAUAUGGAAGGUGCGAAUGACGACAGCAUCUACGCCCAGAUUGCCAUCUGUGAUCGCAAGAAGUGCGCUCGGCACCUUGAGUGGGGUAAGCUGGCUGUGGACGACUUGCGGUUUGAGAUGGGCGAUAACUCGGAUAAUAUGCGGGCGCUCGAGAAGGAGGAGAAGGAUCUUAGGGAGCGAGCGGCGCUGAGGGCGAAGAUUGGUGCGAGCUUUCGGGGUGAGGGGGAGGUUGAGGUGCAUAGGCUGGAUAUUGUGAGCGGGGGUAAUGAAGAGGACAUGGGGGUGGUGGGAGGGGAGAACUCAGUGGAAGCGGAGGGCAGCGACAACCUCCCACCCCCGCCGGCAGCUCCUGUGGCGGGUGGGGAGGCGAUGGAGGUGGAUGCUGCAGCUUGA
Baudoinia panamericana UAMH 10762 is the source of this 1539-nucleotide messenger RNA. RefSeq lists its product as uncharacterized. The record is from RefSeq and is a predicted model, not a curated record. The coding region runs from base 1 to 1539 and encodes 512 amino acids. NCBI's taxonomy places the organism in Eukaryota, Fungi, Ascomycota, Dothideomycetes, Mycosphaerellales, Teratosphaeriaceae. Gene Ontology annotation, biological process: positive regulation of DNA-templated transcription. Gene Ontology annotation, cellular component: Set1C/COMPASS complex. The transcript has a single exon.